AUGUCGAAUGCACCAAAGAGAUCAUCUGCGAUCGGGGAGAGGGAUUUUGAGAUGGAUCAAAUGGCUGAGGCUGAACUUCAGCGAUUACAGAGACAGAAACGCGUGAUGGAAAAUGAGAGGGUGACAUUUAACGAGGAGCGUAUGAAGAAAUCCCGGCAGCAGAAGAAGAUAAUUGAGAUUUUGCGUCGUGAGCAGGAACAAUUGCAAGAGGAGCUAAAUUCAAUUCUCAUGGGUCCGCAUGCAAAGCGUGAAAGUGAAUUGGAGCAGGAGAUGAAGCGUCUUGAGGCGGAGAUUGAGAAUAACACGCAACUACUGGAUACUGAAAAGGGCAACUUGUGGGAGUUGGAUGGCCACAUACGGAAGCUACAGAAGGAAAUUGAUCGCCUACGGAGUAAUCAAAUAACCGAUCAGCGGUACAAUGAGAAGAUUUGCAAGAUGCAGAAGGAUGUGGUGAAGCUGGAGAAUCGCCUUGAGGUGGCACACAAGAGAGCGGGAGCUGUUAUGGCAGAAAAUGCGGAAUUGCGUCAGAUGAUUGAUCAUAUGUUGCAGGAAAGAGCCUUAUUUAACGAUGUCUGGGCCAAGAUGGUGACGCAACUCAAUCAAGGAAAAAAACAUAUGAUGGAACUCAUUGAUCAAUCCACAGCGGCGUACGAUCAGCGUGAUGAGCUGUGCAAUAAGCUACAAUUGCUCAAAGAUCGCAGCCAGGCGGACAAGAUGGCUCACAUUCAGGAGAUGCGUGAGUUGCAGCGAAAACUUGAUCAUGAUGCCAAAUUGCACCAAUUUCUCGGCAUCAAGGGUCAACAUAGGGUCAAUACGGAACUUGACAUGAGAGAGGCAAAUAAGAAGCGCCAGUUGCAGGAGCAGCUGGAGAAUCAACUUGAGGAAUACAACACAAUUCUCAAUCGAAUCCGGGCUUUCUCAACCGAGGAAGACAUCGACAAAUUAGCUUCGCAAUUUGUGAAGCAAGAAGAGGAGAAUUUUGCCUUAUUCAACUACGUCAAUGAACUGAGCCACGAAGUUGAGACCCUCAAUGAGUCUGUCCAGCGUCUUCAAGACAGCAUUGAGGAGCAGAGGGGACUCAAUGAAAGUAAGAAAAAGUCUCAGAUGGACACAAUUGAGUCAUUGGAAAAAGAGUUGGAGCUACAGACCGAGAAGGCGGAUCGUGCCAAUGAAAUUAAAGUCACGUGCGAUGAUAAGCUUAAUGAACUACUCACCGGUGUUGAGAAGAUUUUCCGGCUCAUCCGUUGUGACGAUGCACCCGUUCUCAAUCUCCUUGGGAUCCACAAGAAGGUCACCAUUAACAAUGUCCAAUUAUUUUUGGGUAUCAUUGAGAAGAAGACUAAUCAGAUGAUUGCCACCAUAACGUACGUUGAACCCCCAUCGAAGAUUCUUGCCAAGAAGGACCGAAUUCCCAAAUUCAAUGUACGCGAAUCUGCAAAGGGUCACAGGUCCCAACAAAAAUAAUAAAGAAAUACAAAAUUAGUUUCAAAUAAAA
This is a messenger RNA of Lutzomyia longipalpis, 1495 nucleotides long. RefSeq names its product coiled-coil domain-containing protein 63 (gene Ccdc114). Lineage: Eukaryota; Metazoa; Arthropoda; Insecta; Diptera; Psychodidae. The record is from RefSeq and is a predicted model, not a curated record. The coding region runs from base 1 to 1464 and encodes 487 amino acids. The transcript has 6 exons.